UCCGGUAAAAGCCGCCUCAGGCCGAGCCGGGCCAUUGGGUCCCAAAAUUGAGAGGCACCCAAAAACUCGAAGAAACAUAAAGAUCGGUCUCUCUCUCCUGAAUCUGAAAGUCCAAAGCUCCUGAAACCUGAAAAACAAAAUGAUAGCGAUUCCGUAUUUAACAGCAUUAACCACAUUCUUCAGCUACGUAUUGCUCUUCGUUUUCGGCCAAAUCAGAGAUAGCUUCCGCAAAAUCACCGACUGGUAUAGCUCUAACAACCUUCAAGGCUAUGCUCCAAUUUGCUUAGGCCUCGAGGAUUUCUAUAUUCGCAGGUUGUAUCUUCGAAUUCAGGACUGUUUUGGUCGACCGAUAUCAAGUGCUCCUGAUGCUUGGUUUGAUGUGGUCGAACGUUACUCCAACGACAAUAACAAGACUCUAAUACGAACCUCAAAGAUAAGUAAAUGCCUUAACUUAGGAUCAUACAACUACCUUGGCUUCGCGGCGUCAGAUGAAUACUGCACGCCGCGGGUAAUUGAGUCGAUGAAGAAGUAUUCGCCAAGCACUUGUAGUAGCCGCGUAGACGCGGGCACUACUUCAUUGCAUGAAGAAUUGGAAAAGUUUGUUGCAAACUUUGUUGGAAAACCAGCUGCAAUUGUUUUCGGUAUGGGGUAUGUAACAAACUCCGCUGUCCUUCCAGUCCUGAUGGGAAAGGGAGGUUUGAUCAUUAGUGAUUCUUUGAAUCAUAACUCCAUUGUCAAUGGUGCGCGAGGAUCUGGAGCUACAGUUCGUGUUUUCCAGCACAAUACACCCUCUCACUUGGAGGAAGUUUUGAGAGAGCGAAUUGCUGAAGGACAACCACGGACUCAUAGGCCUUGGAAAAAGAUAAUUGUUAUUGUUGAGGGGAUCUACAGCAUGGAAGGGGAGCUCUGCAAACUUCCUGAUAUUAUUGCAAUCUGUAAAAAAUAUAAGGCAUAUACGUAUCUGGAUGAGGCCCACAGUAUUGGUGCAGUAGGGAAAACAGGAAGAGGUGUUUGUGAGCUCUUGGGCGUGGAUCCUGUUGAUGUAGAUAUAAUGAUGGGGACUUUUACCAAGUCAUUUGGAUCAUGUGGCGGCUACAUUGCAGGAUCCAAGGAGCUUAUUCAAUACUUGAAAUACACUUGCCCUGCUCAUCUUUAUGCAACCUCAAUAUCACCACCAGCUGCAGAACAAAUAAUAUCUGCCAUAAAGGUUAUUCUUGGAGAGGAUGGGACCAGUAGAGGUGCCCAAAAACUUGCUAGGAUACGGGAGAAUAGCAAUUUUUUCAGGUCGGAACUGCAGAAAAUGGGUUUUGAGGUUCUUGGUGAUAAUGAUUCUCCAGUAAUGCCAAUUAUGCUUUACAAUCCAGCAAAAAUCCCUGCCUUCUCACGGGAGUGCCUCAAGCAGAAUGUGGCUGUUGUGACAGUGGCAUUUCCAGCAACCCCACUACUGUUGGCAAGGGCUCGUAUAUGCCUAUCUGCUUCUCAUACUAAGGAGGACCUCAUCCAAGCAUUGGAAGUUAUCAGUCAGGUUGGUGAUCUGGUGGGUAUAAAAUACUUCCCUGCUGAGCCCAAGAAGCAGCAGGAAGAGGAGAAGAUGCUGAAGUUGGAAUGAGAGAAAUCUUUUUGCAUAGAUUGUCAGCUACAAGCAGCAACGGGAAAGGUUGGUGAAGCUGGAGUGUGAGAAAAAAUCUUUUUCCUUGAUAAUUGUUGUAGUUUUCUUUUAAUCUAACUUCUACAUCACCUACACUACUAGUACUGUGAAAUUUAUUGCGUUUGCUGUAAUAGGGUUUAUUCCUUGCUCUAAUUGUUCAUAUGUACAAAAGUAAAUUGAGCCUCAUGUCUUGGGCCUCCUGGCAGGGCUAUUUUUUUGUUUAAAUUUUCUACUUUUGUCUGGUGACUUGUGUUUCAAUGAUAUGUAAACCUGCGGCUGUAAGUUUGUGCUGA
Messenger RNA from Quercus robur (English oak), 1941 nucleotides. Its product is annotated as long chain base biosynthesis protein 2a-like. Gene Ontology annotation, biological process: sphingosine biosynthetic process; ceramide biosynthetic process. The transcript has 11 exons. The record is from RefSeq and is a predicted model, not a curated record. Gene Ontology annotation, molecular function: pyridoxal phosphate binding; serine C-palmitoyltransferase activity. The coding region runs from base 140 to 1609 and encodes 489 amino acids. Lineage: Eukaryota; Viridiplantae; Streptophyta; Magnoliopsida; Fagales; Fagaceae. Gene Ontology annotation, cellular component: serine palmitoyltransferase complex.